Messenger RNA from Bactrocera neohumeralis, 734 nucleotides. RefSeq names its product spleen trypsin inhibitor I-like. Gene Ontology annotation, molecular function: serine-type endopeptidase inhibitor activity. The record is from RefSeq and is a predicted model, not a curated record. Lineage: Eukaryota; Metazoa; Arthropoda; Insecta; Diptera; Tephritidae. Bases 53 to 544 code for a protein of 163 amino acids. The transcript is spliced from 2 exons.
UAACGAUUUCCAUGAAACGCUGAGCUCAUUUCAAUAUUGACACUACAACAGAAUGGCGGUACAAUUUCAGCGGUGUUUUCGUGUAUUGCUGCUGAUCGCGGUGAUUAGCGCCGUGUCAAGUGCUCCGCAACCAAAACAAACGACACAAAAGUCGGUGGUCAGUGGACCGGCGGGUGGUGGGCAAGCGCGCGUGCAAGAUCCGAAAUGCCUGCAGCCGAAGGAACCGGGUCCGUGCCGCAUGAAUCUCGAUCGCUAUUACUAUAACUCACAAACGAAUGCCUGUGAACUCUUCAAGUUCGGUGGCUGCCGUGGCAAUGACAAUAAAUUUGGUUUUUUGAAGACUUGCGAAGAUGCUUGUGUUACACCGAAAACAACCACCAACAAUGCAGCACCUGGCAACGCUAAAGCACCAGCCUCAGCACCAGCAGCUGCUCCGGCCGUAGCACCAGCCGCCACAGUGGCCAAGAACCCGCAACCAGCUGUGAUUGUAACAAAUACCAAAGCAAAGAAAACACCUGCCGCAGUACAGACGCAGAAUGCUUAAAAGUGAUGGAAAAUAUUCUCAUAUGGAGCACACGCUCUUUAAUUGAGGAGUGGUCGAUCUUGUACAGUGUUGACUAAUAUUUUGAGAUUUUUUGCACCAAAUAUUAAAAGUGUUUAUAAAGAUGUUUUAAAGUAAGUUUAUGAAAUGUUCUAGAAAUGCUAUAUGUAAAUAUAUUCUUCCCAUUAUAUGA